Molecule: messenger RNA, 5598 nt
Organism: Eurytemora carolleeae
Lineage: Eukaryota; Metazoa; Arthropoda; Copepoda; Calanoida; Temoridae
Gene: Meltrin
Product: mucin-17
Exons: 5
Coding region: 1-5187 (1728 amino acids)
Biological process (GO): membrane protein ectodomain proteolysis
Molecular function (GO): metalloendopeptidase activity
Source: RefSeq, a predicted model, not a curated record
AUGGCCCCUGAAGUGAAGCACACUGUGAUAAGCCCUGAGCUGUAUAGUCCCAGUGAACGACGAGCUGUUCCUGACAGCCGGGAACCAGGUGUUGAAGGUGGUCAUGCUCAUCAUCUAUCUGUAGGUCUAGUACUAGGAGGUCAGGAUGUUGUCCUUGACCUCCAGUUAAACCGAGAACUCCUUCCAGAAUCAUACUUCCAGAAAUAUCAUCAUAAGGGUAAGAACGUGAUUAAUCGUCCGACGAAAGACGAGGUAGAACUGUGCCACUACAAGGGAACUGUGCGCGGCAUUCCUGGAUCCUGGGUCGCGCUUUCAACGUGCCACGGACUCAACGGUGUCGUCUUCGAUGGGUUGGAUGCGCAUCAUCUGGAGAGGGUUGAAGAUACCUCACUGUAUCCUGGAGUACAGAAUCCACAUUAUCUUUACAAUCAUAUUCAUUCUAGACAACUCAAUAGAACCUGUGGUUUCUCCGAUCCUGCUCCGGAUACUCCGGAAACCCUUGUAUCUCCUGAACCUAGCUCCAGGUCCUAUAUACCUCCAGAUCUAACAACAGAAUCAUUUUUCAAGGAUCCAGUUUUCAACAGAAUGCUCAGGUACAGAUAUAAACGUGAUAUUUCCAAUAUUGAUGAGAAGCCUGGACCAAGCAAAAUAGAAGUUAAAGGACCCUGGAAUGCAAACAAAAGAUCACGGUUUGUUGAACUUGUCAUUGUCGUGGACAACCGGAAGUUUAAAGAGAAUGGGGAGGAUCUGAACAAGGUGUAUAGGAAGUGCAAGGAUAUGGCGAAUAUUGCCAACGCUCUGUACGCUCCCUUGAACAUCUACAUAGCCCUGGUCGGAGUAGUAGUCUGGAGUGAGUAUGAUGAGAUAACUCUGAGUACUAACGGAGACACCACGCUCACCAACUUCCUUCACUACAGGAGGGAGAGACUGGUCAAGGAGCAUCCUAACGACAACGCCCAGCUUCUUACCGGUAUACAGUUUGACAGUGGAGUUGUUGGGAAGGCCCUGAAGGGUCCGAUCUGUACCUACGAGUUUUCCGGAGGUGUGAGCAUGUGGCACAGUGAGGUUAUCGGUCUAGUGGCGACAACUAUGGCACAUGAGAUGGGACACAACUUCGGUAUGGAACAUGAUACGGAGAACUGUAAGUGUCCUGAGGAACGAUGUAUUAUGUCACCGUCCUCUUCAACUAUGAAACCAUACUUCUGGUCCUCCUGCAGCCUUGAGUAUCUAGCACUGGCAUUCGAGCAUGGGAUGGAUUAUUGUUUGAGAAACAAGCCUCGAACUUUGUUUGAUAGUCCUGUCUGUGGAAAUGGGUUUGUCGAGCCGGGAGAAGAAUGUGACUGUGGACUCAAAGAUCAUUGCGACAAUCCAUGUUGUAAUGCGACCACUUGUCGCAUGUUUGCUAAUGCUACCUGUGCGACUGGAGAAUGUUGUGAUUUCAAAACUUGUAAACCCAAGACUCCAGGUGCUAUGUGCCGACUGUCUGAGCAUGAAUGUGAUCUACCUGAAUAUUGUACAGGAACCUCGGAGUUCUGUCCUAAGGACAUCUACAAGGUUGACGGGAUUCCUUGCAAGGUUGGACAGUCCUACUGUUAUCAGGGUUCUUGUAGAACACAUUCAGAUCAAUGUCGCCUACUCUGGGGACCAUCUGGAAAGAAAUCUGACAAUCAGUGUUAUGAACAAAACAGGAAAGGAAGCCGUCAUGGAAACUGUGGAUACAAUCUGAUGAAUAAGUCCUAUGUGCCCUGUACGAAUGAGGAUGUACGAUGUGGAAUGCUCCACUGCUCCCAUUUAAAUGAAAGAUUAGAGUUUGGAAUGGAAUCUGUUGCAAUUCUGUCUCAUUCCUUCAUCAACUCUGGAGGCCGGAUUAUCCCUUGUCGAACUGCUCUGGUAGAUCUAGGGUUAGAGGACGUUGAUCCAGGUUUAGCUCCAGAGGGAGCUAGAUGUGGUGAGGAUAGUUUAUGUGUAAAUAAGAAAUGUAUGCCUGUAGCUAGUUUACAGAUUGGACCUCUAUCCUGCCCCAACAACUGUAAUGACAAAGGUGUUUGUAACAGUCUUGGACACUGUCACUGUGAUGUAGGUUGGGCCCCACCCUUCUGUGAUGGACCCGGAGCUGGAGGUAGUCUGGAUAGUGGUCCAGCUAGUAGUCCAGAUGGUGGAUCUGCAAUCUCCACCGCCUUGUUCAUCCUGUUCUUGGGUAUCCUCCCUCUUAUCCUUGUCAUAUCCUGCAUUAUAUACCUCACCAAGGGCAGCCUCCACUCCUAUAUUAAGAAAUCUAAACGUGAGGAGGGAUUUAUCAAGGUGGAGAGAAGACGCAGCUCCCGUCCUCCGUCUAGACUAAACCUGGAUUCUAAGGAUAUCUCCGGACCAAUAUCUGUUGAAACUACAAACAGCUUAACCUCCAGUCCUACACAUGCUCUCCUCCCUAGAUCAUCAACUCAAACUUCAGAUAUCGGAGAAAUUCCUCCUGUCUCUGUUAUAAACUCCAGUGAGACCAAGAGACAGGGAUUAUUCUCCGGUAGUGUGUUUGGACUGGGCGGGUUAGGGUACAGGAAAUCUCAGGAUAAACUAGAUUCUUCUGGAGAAACUCCACCUGAAUCUCUCACAGACAGCAACUCCAAGGUCAACAGUUCUAGGUCUAAAGCAAGUAAUAUUCUAAAAUCAUUUAAUAAAAGUAUAUCCUUCCCAUCCACCUUCCCUAGUCCCAAGUUCCGAACCUCCUUGAAGAAACAAAACUCAGAGAGUAAUAAAUAUGAAGUGAAGAUAGAGCCUAGUCAGCAGAUGGAUAAUUCUCCGGUUGAUCCUGCAAAGAUUGAAUGUGUGCCCUUGUCCGAGGGAACAGUUGCCAAUUCUUCGCAGUUCCUUCAAAACAUUGCCAGCACAUCCUCUAUACCACCUCCAUUACAACCUAAACCUGUUCUAGCCGUAGCAGGAUCUAAAUCAUUCUCAACUUUUCAAAAUAAUAAAACCAAAGCGUUCACCUUGCCCCCCAGUAUGUCCCUGGGUCAGGUUACAGCAUCUCCAGUUCCUGUUUCUAAACUUGAAACCAAAGUUGUUCUCGCCGAACCUGAGGAACUGUCUCCGUCCCACACUGUGGUUGAUUUCAAGAACAAUCCUAAACUUGCAUUCCCCCAUAGUUCUAGUUUCUCCGGGUCCGGCAAACUACAGGAGGAGAAACCCAUCCAUGGUAGUCCAAGUGCAGGAAGUAUAGCGGUCAAAAAUAUUCUCCAGAACCUAGAGAGGAAGAAAUCUAACCCUAGUUCUUACAUGAACAGGAAUACACCAGGAGCCAACAGAACGGUUUCUUCUUCUUACUCUGCCAAUAUCCAUCCUGUUCAGUCUCCCUUCUUGAAGAAACAAGAUCCUAAACCUACUCCAGUUACAACCCUCACAGUGUCACCUUUCUCUCAAACCUCUCAACCCUCAACUACAGGCUCUUCUACAGUCUCUCCUGCACAAACAAAGCCAGCUGUAACCUCAACCAAACCUCAAAUACCAGCUUCAAAACCUUCUCUGCUAGACUCUAAGCUUUCAAUAACAACUUCAAAACCUGCCUCUUCCCCUAAAUCCACUGGAGCUAAGCAUACAAUUUGGUCUGUUAUGGAUUCGGAAAAAGAUACAAAAUCGGAAAAACCCAUACCUACAGAAAACCCUAAGCCUGAAAACCAAAGUAAACCUCUAGAAAAGUCUACUCCACCUAGUCUGAAAGAACCCUCAGAUACUAUCCCUAAAAGUCCCCUUGAAACAACUGCAGAUACUUCUAAACCCAGUGUGAAAACUUCUGAAGCAGUUUCUUCUCCCUCUGGUAAAUCUAAACCUCCUCUCUCAAGCUCUAGAGUUGGAACAUCAACCAGCUCUUCUAAACCUGUAAUAAGCCGGCCUGUUCUCCAGGCUGCAACACCUAACGCAGCUUUACUGAUUGCAAAAGCCCCUUCAACAGGAGUUUCACAAUCCUCUAUCCUUGCUACUAAAGAGAAAGAAUCUGAUCCGUUUAAACCUCCCCGGGAUAAAGGACGCAGAGCCAUAUUCUGUGAUCCUAUUACUCUUCCUAGUCCAACCAGUCCUAACAAUCCUCCCAUCAUUCAUCAACCUUCAGGUCCCAGUUCUACAGAUGCUACUGUCGGUAAGAUCAUUACUCCCACCUGGUCUGUUCAACCUUCUCAUGCUGUAGCUGAUCAGGUUCAAGUGUGCAACCUUGAUGGAAAACUCAGUCCGGAGCCGGAGAAGCCGAACCCAACUGAGAAAUCCACAUUCUCUAAACUAAUCUCUAAUGUGAAAAGAACCCCGUCCCUGGGCGUGGCAGACAGACCUACAGGUAAAGAGAAGGAUAAGAGUUCAACCCUACCUAGGAAACCUAAAGGAGGAAAAUAUGACAGAAAUAGUUUACGAACCCUUGAGAUAUCUAGUCCCAUCCUUCAAUCCGAGCUGGGGUAUAAAGCAGACCUGGUUCCAGUUUGUAAAUCUCCAAACCUAGAUCAACCAGACUCACGCCUUUCUCCAACCCUGGAGCAUCAAUCUAGUCCUGAAAGCAAGCAUGCUGCUCCUAAACCUCCUUCUAAACCUCAAAAUGAUGAUAUCAACUGUAAAGAUAAAACAAGAAGUCGAUACCAACCCCCGUGGAGAUCUAACAAAGGCAAUAAAUCAAGUGAGAACAGAGAAAGUGACUCUCAACCUAAGGUUUCAAACAGUGAUGAUAGCCUAGACUUAGCUAAACCUGAGACCCAGAGCUCCCGAUCAAAACGUCCUGCUAGCAUUGCAACUUCUAAACCUAUCCGACCCAGUGGACCUCCUCCUAAACCUCCACCAACUAGGGUUGGGAGCGAGGAACCCUCUCCGGAUGAUAUUUUUAUAAACCGUCAACCUGGUCUAUUCACGCGUCCAGCUCCUUUAGCUAAUAUUAGAGAAACCCUCUCUCCCUCUCUGAACGAACCCAUCUAUGAUACAAUCCAGGAGGAGACGGAUAAAAGAGCAAGUUUAAUCUCCCAGGAUGAGUUUGAAACCCCUCUAGGUUCUCCAACCCUGACCAAGAAGUCUCCGGAUACCCUGUCUACCGGCAGCAGUGCGGAGGAGGACCUCAUGAAGGAGAUCUUGAAGGAGGUUCAUGUUAAAUCUGAGGGAGAAUCCAUCUACAGUAGUCUAAUGAGGAAGGAUAGGAAGAAGAGAAGACAGAAACAGAUUCAUAGCUAAACUAUCAGGGUUUGUUUGUGGAUUAGAAGCUGUCAUGUUGUUAAUCCAACAGAUUAUUCAGAUAUAUUCCUUGAUAUCAAUGCUUGCAAAUAUAAACAAGGAGAUAAGAUAAUGCUAAAUAUUAAAUAAACAAAAGGAUGUUUCUCUCUCCCCCCCCCCCCUGACUGUAGAAAUCUAUACCCUGAGAACACAAAAGACAAUGAAAGAUUCCAGAUCUGAUAAACUCGAUGAUUUUAUUCUAAACCUUGACAAGAACUUCAUGGAGGGUUUACAAUCUUAAAACCCUUUGUUCAGAUUUAUUGUAAAAAAGAUUUCUCUUAAAUUUGUGAAAACUGAGAAUUCUUGCGUGGCUGUGAACCGUUUUUAAUGAAUUAAGAAUACUUGUGCUCACUUCAUACUGCGAAAUUGUUU